Messenger RNA from Bufo bufo (common toad), 3018 nucleotides. It is a transcript of the gene TPO, whose product is annotated as thyroid peroxidase. Gene Ontology annotation, cellular component: membrane. Lineage: Eukaryota; Metazoa; Chordata; Amphibia; Anura; Bufonidae. The record is from RefSeq and is a predicted model, not a curated record. Gene Ontology annotation, molecular function: methyltransferase activity; calcium ion binding; heme binding. Gene Ontology annotation, biological process: response to oxidative stress; thyroid hormone generation.
AUGAAAGUCUGUACCUUUAGCAACCACUUAGAUGCUGUGGUUGCUAUUGCUCAUGAAAUACCUCAUCACAUUCUCAGUAUUGUUGCCAAUAUGACUGGUUGUGUUGUGUCAUAUAAUCCACCACCUUGUACGAAUACCUGCCAGGAUGUAAAGUACAGAUUAAUCACCGGAGCCUGCAACAAUAGAAAUCACCCUUCCUGGGGAGCUUCAAAUACUAUUUUAUCUAGGUGGCUGCCAUCACAAUAUGAGGAUGGAAUUAGUGAGCCACAGGGAUGGAAUACAGAUUUCCUCUACAACAAUUUCUCUCUGCCUCCGGUACGUGAGGUUACCAAUAAAAUAAUUCAUGCAUCAAAUAAAGCUUUUCAAGAAGACAGUUUAUACUCCCACAUUAUAAUUGAAUGGGGCCAAUACAUAGAUCAUGACAUGGCUUUUACCCCACAAAGUAUUAAUAAGAGGAAAAGUAUGUGGAGUUCAGACUGCCACUGUAGCAGCAAGAAUCAUAAGUCGUGUUUCCCUAUAAAGCUAGCUACCUCACUUUCCUCAGCCUCCUCUCUUGGAUGCAUACCAUUUUAUCGCUCUAUGGCAGCCUGUGGCACCGGAGAUCAGAGUGCAGUGUUUGGAAUUGACUCAAGUACAAGCCCAAGAGAACAAAUAAAUGCUUUGACAUCAUUUAUUGAUGCAUCAACAAUCUAUGGCAGCACAGCAGCUGUUGAAAAUAAAGUGAGGAAUCUUUCCAGUGAGGAAGGUCUUCUGAGAGUAAACCUUCAACAUUCAGAUCACGGACGAGAGUACAUGCCUUUUGUAGAUGACACACCGUCACCCUGUAUACAAGAGCUUAAUGCAGCCAAUGAUGACAGAAUCAAAUGUUUCUUUGCAGGUGAAACAAGGUCAAAUGAAGUCAUAACCCUAGCGGCAAUGCAUACACUGUGGUUAAGAGAACACAACCGUGUGGCCAGAGCUUUGAAAAAACUCAAUCCUCACUGGAGUUCUGAAACGACCUACAAAGAAACUCGGAAAAUUGUUGGAGCUCUUCAUCAGGUCAUCACCAUGCGAGAUUACAUUCCCAAAAUUCUGGGUCUCUCAGCUUUUCAAAAAUAUAUUGGCAGUUACCAAGGAUACAAUGAAAACAUCAAUCCCUCAAUUUCUAAUAUAUUUUCUACAGCAGCUUUUCGUUUUGGCCAUGCCACUAUUCCUCCAGUUGUGCACAGAUUAGAUUCUCAGUACAGAGAACACCCACAGUACCCAAGUCUUCUACUGAAUGAAGUAUUUUUCCGCCCCUGGAGGAUAAUAAAAGAAGGAGGACUCGACCCGUUGAUAAGAGGUUUGCUUGGAAAACCUGCAAAACUGCAAACCCCACAAGAAAUUAUGGAUGAAGAGUUAACAGAAAAACUGCUUGUGCUCUCCAAUAAUGGUUCAAUGGAUUUGGCAUCUCUUAAUUUGCAGCGAGGUCGUGACCACGGCUUACCAGGAUACAAUGAUUGGAGAAAGUUUUGUGGACUACCGAGACUAAACUCAUCAUUGGACAUGAGAAUAGCGAUUUCUGAUGAGAACAUCACAAGGAAAAUUAUAGAGUUGUAUGGACAUCCUGACAACAUUGACGUGUGGUUGGGCGGUCUAGUAGAAGACCUCUUACCAGGAGGAAGAACAGGACCCUUAUUUGCUUGUUUAAUUGGAGUUCAAUUUCGAGCACUACGAGAUGGAGACCGGUUUUGGUAUGAAAAUUCAAAUGUUUUCACCAGCAAACAGAAAGCGGACCUUGAAAAGCAUUCUCUGUCUCGUGUGAUUUGUGAUAAUACAGGACUAACACGUGCACCUUCUAAAAGCUUUCUGAUGGAAAAUUAUUCAGAAGGUUUUACAUCUUGUGACAAUAUUCCUAGCAUGAAUCUAGAAGCCUGGAAGGAGAAUCCAGAACAAGGUGCACUGUGUGGUCUUCCAAAGAAGAUAGAGAAUGGUGAUUUUAUAUAUUGUUCAGAGAUACUCUUAAUUUAUUUUUGUUACCCUGGAUAUCGCUUAGAAGGAAAUGAAAAAUUAGCCUGUCAUGGAAAUCAAUGGAACACUACCCAGCCCCCAAUCUGUAAAGAUAUCGAUGAAUGUUUAGAUCAGAUGACUCCCCCAUGUCAUACCUCCGCUACAUGUAGGAAUACAUUGGGCAGCUAUCAAUGUCUGUGCACCGAUCCAUAUGAACUUGCUGAAGACAAAAGGACCUGUGUAGGACAGACAGGACUACUGGUUCUCAAAAAGCUUAGAAUCUCUGUUGAAAAAUAUAUGGCAUCAGAGGUGUGUGAGGACGCUAUCACAAUAGGAAUGGUACGCCAUCCAGGGCAGAUUGUAUAUGUGGGCGACAUACAAAAUAUAAUCAGGAAACAGAUUGAAAAAUGAGGACAAUUCUAUCUGAUAAUUGGCGGCAGUCCUUGUAAUAAUUUAUCUGUGGUUAACCCACACCGGAAAGGCCUUUAUGGGGGCAGUGGACAACAGUUUUUUGACUUUCCACGAUUACUCAAUAAACCUAAGACAGGAGAUAAUCGGCCAGUCUUCUGGUUAUUCGAGAACGUGGUUGCGAUGGAGAAAGCAUUCCAAAAAACAAUUUCUCUCCACCUGGAGACAAAUUCUGUCAAGAUUGAUGCAAGUGCGGUAUCAGCUGCUCAUCGAGCAAGAUACUUCUGGGGGAACCUGCCUGGCAUGAACAGGCCUCUAGUAGCUACAGUCAAUGAGAAGACAAAGCUUCAAGAUUGCUUGGAGCCUGGAAGAGUCGCGAAGUUCAUCAAGAUUCAAACCAUAACUACCAGCCCCUGGUCUCUUCAUCAGGGAAACCAUCACAAGUUCCCAGUCAUCAUGGAUGGGAAGGAGGACAUCCUGUAGUGCACGGAGAUGGAGAGGGUCUUCGGAUUCCCCCCGCCCUAUACGGACAUCUCAGAAGUGAACCGCUGCUCCCGACAGGAGUUCCUGGGAAGGUCGUGGAGCGUCCCAGUCAUCUGGCAUCUAUUCGCCUCGCUGAAGGAUUAUUUUGAAAGUGUGUAG